AACUGCCAUCACGACGAUGAUUGCCUCAAUGGUGGAAAAUGCUUAGCUGAACCUAACUCAAUCACAUCAGCCAGUUGCUAUUGCACCUAUGGGUUCUUUGGCAAAAAUUGCGAACAAAGUUAUGAACAUAGUGAUGACACCUGCUUCUCCUAUGCUAGUAUCCAGGAGAAGAAGUAUGAGAUGUAUGGCAUGUUCGAUUCAUCUUGCUACAAUAAGGACAAACUAAAUGAGAAUGAUUUUGUUUACUAUAGGAAGGUUAAGAACGACGUGGAAAUCAUACUAGACUUCAGUUCCACAUCUUGGGUAUCCAUAGGUUGGCGACCAGAGGGUUUGGACAAAUCCUGCCGCCUAUUCCCGGAUCUUGAGGGUGUUCGAUCAAAGCGUUCUUCAACAGUUGAAAUGCCCCCACUUCAUCCGCCUCCAUCUCAACCCAUUCGGAGAGAUCCACCACCAACUGACAAUACGCAACCAGAAACAGUCUUUGAUCGUGAUCAUCCGCCGACAAAAAUCGCUCAAGAAGUGGACACAGCUCUGCGAGCUCCUCUACAUGCUAUGGAUUGUGUGGAUGUGUUGAUUGGUGCAGUUCGAGAUGGACGAACUCGAGUGCAAGACUCUUAUUCUAGAGAUCGAUCCACACCAUUGGAAGAUCAUUGGUAUGAUGGUGAGAUGUCGUUGGUUGCUUCAGCUGGACGAGAAGUUGAUGGUAGAACUAUAGUGAUGUUCCGAAGAGCAAUGCAAGGUAAGGAAAUUAUUAGAACUACAAGAUUGCGAAUACAGAAAUAUUGGCCAUCUCAAGCAACAUUAUUUCAGCGUCUGAUAUCACUUUCAAAUGAUUAUUUCACUUUUUCCCUAGAAAUCGAGCCCACCGACCAUCCAUUAGGCCCUGGCCGUAUGUAUGUAGUAUGGGCCAAAGGCCAACAACAAGGUGCGUACACCCAUGUAGCUCAGUCAGCUCUGGACGAUGGCAAUCAUUCUACUAUCCAGUUCUAUCCGGAUGAUAUUCUCAAAUAUCAUGGAGCCAAGAAUCGUGGGGUGCAUCCGAUUGACUUCACGAUACCGGUGAAAAUGCCUCGACCUGGGGAUGCAGCUUUUGGCGUUAAUAUAGCUGCA
This is a messenger RNA of Strongylus vulgaris, 1110 nucleotides long. The record is from the annotation of a GenBank genome assembly. Lineage: Eukaryota; Metazoa; Nematoda; Chromadorea; Rhabditida; Strongylidae.